Molecule: messenger RNA, 1812 nt
Organism: Eucalyptus grandis
Lineage: Eukaryota; Viridiplantae; Streptophyta; Magnoliopsida; Myrtales; Myrtaceae
Product: hydroxyproline O-galactosyltransferase HPGT1
Exons: 12
Coding region: 401-1420 (339 amino acids)
Cellular component (GO): Golgi membrane
Molecular function (GO): hexosyltransferase activity
Source: RefSeq, a predicted model, not a curated record
GCUUCAACGGUAGUCCAAUUUCCAAUCUCCUCCUCCUUCUUCGUCCUUCAACUUCGACACUGAGAAACCGAUCGCUUCUGCUCGCGCGUCGACUCACGAGUUCGCAUUAACGAUCCAGAUUGCAGUUACCGCUGCAGGCUCAGGCCGUUUCCAAACCCUAGCCAUCCACCGUCUCCGUUCCUCCCGUCCGAUUCCGGCGAAACCUCCGACUGCUCGAUCCGAAUCGGAACCCCGCGCCCGAUCCGGUCGGCCCGAUCUCCGUUCACCGGAGCCGCCGCGCCCCGGUUCUCGGCGUCGCCGGAGAUCUCCGCCGGCGUCGAUCUUCUUUUCUUCUUUUCAACUCCUGCGGUCCAAUUCAAAGGACCGACCGCCGCUGCGAUAGCGGGAUAGGCAGGAGACGAUGAUGCAUAGCAAGGGAUCGAGCCAUCGGCUGUCGGGGAUGGUGUCUCGGUCGCGGAUUUCGGGCCUGAUGCUGUCGAUGUUCGCCACGUUCGCUUCCUUAUACGUCGCCGGCCGGCUAUGGCAGGACUCGCAGAGCAGGGUUGACUUGAUCAAGGAGCUUGAUAGGAUAACUGGACAGGGGCAAUCUGCUAUAUCAGUGGAUGACACAUUGAAGAUUAUCAACUGCAGGGAGCAACACAAGAAACUAGCAGCCCUAGAUAUGGAGUUGGCUGCAGCUAAAAAAGAGGGUUUCAUCUCUAAGAACUCGGUGGAUGAUUCUAAGAAAAGACCCUUGCUUGUGGUAGGAAUUUUUACAAGAUUUGGCCGCAAGAACAACAGAGAUGCAAUUCGGAAGGCAUGGAUGGGAAGUGGUACUGCCCUAAAAACAUUGGAGGAUGAGAAAGGCGUCAUUGUUCGUUUUGUUAUUGGAAGAAGUGCAAAUAAGGGAGACAGCUUGGAUGGGGCAAUCGACAGUGAAAACAGGCAGACUAAUGACUUCAUCAUUCUUGAUGAUCAUGUUGAGGCACCUGAGGAGACUCCAAAGAAGGCAAAAUUGUUCUUUGCUCAUGCUGCUGAAACAUGGGACGCUGAGUUCUAUGCUAAAGUGAAGGAUGAUGUCUAUGUAAAUAUUGAUGCCUUGUUGACUGCACUUACGGCUCACUUGGACAAGCCUCGUGUUUAUAUGGGGUGCAUGAAGUCAGGCGAAGUAUUCUCUGAGCAGGGUCAUCAAUGGUAUGAACCAGACUGGUGGAAAUUUGGUGAUAAAAAAUCAUACUUUCGCCAUGCUUCAGGGGAGUUGUUUGUCAUAUCACGAGCUUUGGCAAAAUUUGUAUCGAUAAAUAGAUCCAUUCUUCGUGCAUAUGCACAUGAUGAUGUGAGCGUUGGGUCCUGGUUUAUUGGGCUUGAUGUCAUGCAUAUAGAUGAAGCAAAGUUUUGCUGCUCAUCUUGGUCAGCAGGAGCAAUCUGUGCAGGUGCUUGAUGCAUCACUUACGACACCGGGGUUAUCCUGCACACAAGGCCCGUCGAUUCUUUCAAGAGUUCUUUGCAUAUAGAAAUCUGCAACUCUUUUAGGUUAACUGGUGGAGGUGAUGUGUGGAACUGGAGAUUUGGCAGCCCUCCUUUUUGACUUCAGCAUAUUAGCUGGUUGCUGAAGAAGGCUUCGAAAGAUGAAUACCUGGAGGCCAAAAUAGUUCCCGUGCUGGAUGCAGAACGACAUUCUUUGAGUUAAGCGUCUAGCAAAUGGGUCAUUAUUCUUUCAUUUAUAGUGACAGACGAGAUUCAGCCCCAUUUAAUGGUGUGGAUGUGCUAUUGAGAGAUUGUACUAUGAUUGGCGGCUUAUUCUCUUUAAUUAAAGGGAGUUCGUGAUACUCA